AUGAACGAAGUGCAAUAUCCUAAUUUUCACAAGGAGGUUAUCGAUUUGAUCCCGGGCACUGUUGUACCGCAUUGGAUACAUGCAUUUCCGUUUAAUGUUAAAGGAAAGAGGAAGGAUGAUCUUGUUAUCUUCGGCCUUGGGCGAAAUGGGCAGCCUUCAGAGGUCUCGUUUUAUGAGAACCCUCGCAACCUUGACUUUGACGAGGGAAUCCAGGAUGAAAGCGUCUUGUCCCGAUGGAACAAACUUCCCCUUCAUAUGUUAAAGCAACCAUCAUCUUGUAUAAGUGCGGACAUCUCAGGAAAUGGAUUCAACGACCUCAUUGUAACAUGCGAAUAUGGAGAUACCCUCGAUACCAUGGACCCGUACGGCGGCCGAAUAUGCUGGCUUGAGAACUUUGGCACUAAUGAAGGCGACUGGAUAUGCCGCGAGAUCGGUCGCUUUCCAGGUGUCAAUAUUGUCAAAGGCUGGUUGGGCCACUUUUCAACCACCUUCUCUCCGCAACUUCUCGCUGUCGUGAAAUCCUCGCGUACCGACGCGUACUCGCCUUUGAUCAUCUUCACUCGUCCUCCGGAUGUGUACAAGUCGAAACACUGGCUUGUGGCCACGGCGUUGGAGAACGUGUUCUCUUCCGUACAGGACUGCCUUGUAUCACCAGGAUCGGGCGGUGCCCUUGAUAACAUUAUUAUUUCCAGCAGAGAAGGACUGUCGAUUGCGUGGUAUCAUGCGCGAUCUUGGCAUCAUAAACCUUUGGAAUGUGUUAAUCCCCCACCCAACCACCUUCCUGGUAGAUUAUGUGCGGGCAGAAUCGGGCGCGAUCCCGUAGCAUAUAUUGUUUCGACGGAGGCAAACGGAGGUUCGAUCUUGUCGGUAUACAACAAAGACGUACCCGUCAGACAACGUUGCGAGUUUCGCGAUAUCAUUUGGACGCGUUCUGUCAUUUACGAUUUUGCCGAUGGGCAUGAUACUCACAUUCUGGAUGUCCUUUGCGAAGACCUGAACGGCGAUGGGACGGACGAGAUAAUUGUAUCUGUCUCGAGCAAAGGUCCCAAUGCUGGCGUCUAUUGCUUUAUCACGAAAGAAGAUGCCAUUGCGAGAUACAAAUUAUGCGACGAGCCGGCUACGAAAAUAACCACGGGGCGCUUCGCUCUAAGGAAUAAACUCGACCUCGCCAUCCUGACCCACUCGAAUCCAUGCAAAGCGGUUCUUCUAUACCACUCAUAUGUCUCAUCCCAAAUCAAGCCUUCCGUUGAGGAUGGCUCAGAGCUGAUUUUCAAUAUACCUCGCGUCGCAAGAACAAUUUGCGAGACGGACGUCUUAGACGUCGCGGGGUACACCAUUUCUCUUGUGAUUCUCCCUCCGAAUGCUUCGUUUGACGUUGCACCGGAUGGGAGCGAGGCUGUUAAGGUCUUGCAUGGCUUACUCGGCUGGAUCGAUGCCCAAUCUGAGGUCAUCGAACGGACACGUGUGGCUUGUCUGCCUGGCUGCGUGACACCGAUGCUCGUGGACUCUCCCGAGGGACACGUCCGCAGCGGGGAUGAUGGAGCCGUGUUUGUUCGCAUGAGGCCGAGCAGUAGCAGUGUCAUUGAUGCUGCUGUUGGUUCUUCUAAUGAUUUGAGGGCGGUUAAUAAGAUACCGUCUUAUUUUCCUUGCAAUGUUUGUGCUUUUGAGUUUAUUUGGCGGGCGGAGCAGCAGGGUCAGAGUAUCAGGACAACGGACAAUACAACCCCAAGAGAAAGUUCGGGUAAUCUAUUCUUUCCUACCAAAUCUUUACACAACAGGUACACACCUUCUGACUCUGCUAUAGUCCUGCAUCUCCCGGGAUUUCACGUCCGCUUCAGCAGUAACCCACCCUCCAACUCAGAAAUAAACGAAGACGCGCAUAUAGCCUACGUGCAUUUCUGGGCAUCCGCACCAGGAACUUCAACUCCGUUCACCAACUCCGUCACCUCAUCUAUCACCACCCCCACGAUAGACGCCGAACAAAAUCCAUUUCAACGCUCUAACAACAUCUGUAGCAUCCGCGCAUGCCUAUCAAACCCAAGCGGCGAAGGUGGACUUGUAUAUUGUCAAGACUCACUCGACUGGGGUUCCACUCCACCGAACUCUUUCCAAAUUGCACGCGCGACGAAGUUGGUGCUUCCUAUUAUGUAUGAGCAUGGUACGAUUUGGAGGUCGAUGAACACAACGAGAGGUAUUGGGGAAGAGGAUGGAGAGAAUGUGGAAGAUGUGAUAGUCGUGGAGUACCCGUGGCAUUCGUGGGUCGCGGGAGGGCGUGCUGGACAGAAGCAUGCUAUGAAGUGGAAUGUUUGGGCUGCGUUUGAUUUUCCGGCUUUUGAUCAGGUGGAUAUCCCACAGAGGGAUGAACAUGGGUGCAUUAUUUGCUAG
This is a messenger RNA of Fomitiporia mediterranea MF3/22, 2385 nucleotides long. RefSeq lists its product as uncharacterized. The coding region runs from base 1 to 2385 and encodes 794 amino acids. The record is from RefSeq and is a predicted model, not a curated record. The transcript has 7 exons. NCBI's taxonomy places the organism in Eukaryota, Fungi, Basidiomycota, Agaricomycetes, Hymenochaetales, Hymenochaetaceae.